AUGUCUCUCUUCCGUGCCAACUUCCCGACCUCUGGCGACUUCGCCCCUCUCUUCCGUCUUCUGGACGACUACGAUGUCCACCGUUCCAGCCGCAGCGCGCCGGUCCGUUCGUUCUCGCCUCGCUUCGAUGUCCGUGAGAGCGAUGAUGCCUACCACCUCGACGGCGAGCUGCCUGGCAUCGCGCAGAAGGACAUCGACAUCGAGUUCUCCGACCCUCAGACCCUGGUCGUGAAGGGCCGCACCGAGCGCGAGUACCACACUUCGCCCGAGGCUUCUCCCGAGGGUGACGAAGCCAACCUCGACCAGAAGGCCAAGGACGCCCAGCCCGCACACCAUUUCUGGGCCAGCGAGCGCUCGGUCGGCGAGUUCCAGCGCACCUUCUCCUUCCCGGCUCGCGUCGACCAGGACGCGGUCAAGGCCAGCCUGAAGAAUGGCAUCCUGUCGGUCCUGGUGCCUAAGACCACCGCCGCAGUUAGCAAGAAGAUCACCAUCGAGUAA
Molecule: messenger RNA, 498 nt
Organism: Penicillium alfredii
Lineage: Eukaryota; Fungi; Ascomycota; Eurotiomycetes; Eurotiales; Aspergillaceae
Product: Hsp20/alpha crystallin family protein
Exons: 1
Coding region: 1-498 (165 amino acids)
Biological process (GO): protein folding; response to salt stress; protein complex oligomerization
Source: RefSeq, a predicted model, not a curated record